Molecule: messenger RNA, 1467 nt
Organism: Zymoseptoria tritici IPO323
Lineage: Eukaryota; Fungi; Ascomycota; Dothideomycetes; Mycosphaerellales; Mycosphaerellaceae
Exons: 3
Coding region: 283-1467 (394 amino acids)
Source: RefSeq, a predicted model, not a curated record
CUCAAUCUUCUCAACCAUUUUUCAUCAAUACAAGACAUAUGUAUAAUCAUUCUUCUCGCUAUUCAGCGAUGAUCCUGACCAAAUCAUGCAUCGCUGGAGGAACGGCAUGGCAAUGAUCUCAUCCGACCACAAGCUCCAGCAGCCGAAACGACAGGGAAGCUGCUGCGACAUCUCUCUCACAUCCACCACGGUCAUCUCUAGAGCUUCGAUGACAACCCCACUCAUCGAAGUCGCUUCCUUCGGCCAAUAUCACAGCACAGAAUAGAGUGGCCUUGCCUCAACAUGGGUGGUCUCACGACAUUGACUGGUCCGCUGGUAGCUCUGCUUUCCCUCUUCGUCUACUACCGCUCGAAUGUGUUCACGACUUUCUACACAAAUGCACCAGCUCGCAUUGUGAAUAUCCGGGCAUACGACACCUUCGAGGUCAAGUUCGCCGAUGAUGUGCGGAAUUGUGAAGAUGUCUUGUUGAAUGAGGAAGCUGGUUGGGCCUUGUUCAGCUGUGAUCCGAGUCGAGAUGGCUGGAAUACUGUUAUGGCCAACUUUGUCGACUCGAAUGCCUCUCCAAAGACCGGACUUUACAUCUACAACUAUGCCGAGCAACCCGAUACUCCACCAAAGCAGCUAAAACUCUCUGGAUCUCCAGACGAAGCGACAACCCUCCACCCUCUCGGGAUCGAAUACCAUGCCGAAAGCCAGACCAUCUUCAUAGCCAAUCCGUCCACAAUCUCAUCCCGAAUCGACAUCUACCAUCUCGAAUUUGCAGAUGGCGUCCCAACCGGUGAAGCCACUUUCGUCCGCUCCAUCCACGACCCAGUGAACAUCGCAGCACCCAACUCCAUCCAUGCCCUCAGUGCCACGGAGCUACUCGUGACGAAUAACCACUUCUUCCAAGCUCGCCAGAACCCCAUUCUAGCGAAAAUCGAGACCUAUGCGGCGAUACCUGGCGGUUCAGUGGUGCAUGUUCAGCUGCAUCAGAAUGGCUCUCACAGUGCGACUCCACUCUUGAACAUGGCUUUUCCAAAUGGCAUCGCUCAGCUCAACGACAGUGUUAUCGCUGUGGCUAGUUCUACCUUGUCAGCUGUCCGCUUAUAUCAGCUCAUUCGUGGCUCCGAAGGCUCCGCAACCGAGCUCACGUAUCUCUCGCAAAUUCUUAUGCCGUUCCUCCCGGAUAAUUUGUCUGUCACUAGUAACGGGAAGCUUCUCAUUGCGGGACAUCCUCAUGCUCCGAGUUUGGAGAUUCUGGCUAGGAAGAACGGCGUGUGUGUGGGUAGUGCUGAGGUGGAGGAAGAGGUUUGUAAGGAUGCGAGGUUGAGCUGGAUUGCGGAGUGGAGUGAGAAGGAUGGCUUGAGGGAUUUGUAUGUUGGGAAAGGAUAUGGGACGACUACGACGGCGGUGAGGGAUGAGAGGAGAGGCGUUGGUAUUGCGGGUGGAUUGUAUCAGGAGGGAAUCUUGGUGUGGAAGGAGUAG